AUGAGGAUAGCUGUGAUUGGUCAGAGUGUUUUUGGCCUGGAGGUGUACAAGGAGCUGAGGAAGGAGGGCCACACCAUCGUUGGAGUGUUCACUAUACCUAACAAGGAUGGCAAAGCCGACCCUCUAGGUGAGCAGGCAUGACUGCACCUUUUUUCUUCAGCAAUGACAAGACUCUCAGUCUCCACACUACUAUAAUGCAAAACCAUUUGCGUAUGAAACACACAAGAGAGCAAAUCUCACAGAGGUGGGAGUCUUCUUUUUUGCUGAGGGACAUUUUACUUGGCUAUCAAGCACAUGCUCAAAGCCUUUGGAUAUACUGUAUUCAUAUUGUAUUUUCUAUAUGGUUUUGUCCUCACACCAGAGUACAUAAAGUAAACCAAAGACUACACAGAGAACACAUACUCUGAGGGCAAACAUAAUAUUUUUAAUGUCAAGUGAAGUUUGAACUCUCACAUUAUCAGUCAAAGAACAGUCCUGUCCCAAACUCUAAGAGAAAAUCAAUGGAUUCUUGUAAAAAAUUUGAAAGGAAACAGGGGCCUUGUAGUUGAUCUUGUCAACUGAACACUGAUAAAUGUUGUGCCUGUUGUUCACCACUGACUAAAGUAGACAUUAGACACAUUUCACUGGGCACACACUGGUUGAACCAAUGUGGAAUAGACUUUGAAUUGACUGUGCCCAGUGGGAUCACACCAGUCCUUUCCCCCAUGUGCUCCGUCCUCAAUGCAUUUUCUUAAUCAACAAAACAAGUAUCAAUAUACAGUCUGCCCAUGGUAAUUACCAAUUACAUUGGCUCUAUUGAAAAUGUUGAUGCCUACAGCCAGACUGUGAAAUUCUCUCUACCUAAAAGGAGUCAAGGGCCCUGUUUGAAUACAUUAAAUACACCCCUUCUUCCUCCCUUGAUGUAGCCUGAUCUGACAUGACUGAAUCUGGGAGUUCUAUUCAGUGGCACCCUUACUUUUACCUAACCAACCUGAACCAGAACCUGGGCUUGAAGAGAUUAUGACUAUGACGAGAUAUCCUCUGAUACGCAGGAUCCAUCAAUUCAAAGUCCUAUUAACCAGCUCUGCAAACGUUAUAAUGUCCAAAUAUGGAGUUUUGUAGAGUAACUAUCGUCAUUACUGCCAUUACGCACGGUAUGUACUUCCAAAAAAGGUCUAAAUAAAAAUAAAAUCAAUGAUAUUUGGGGAUACUGUAAUGCUGCUGGAUCAGCCAACCUGUGCGUGGCAGUAAUGAGUGAUUUUAUUGGAGGUGCCGAAGGUGGAUUUGGCACAUGCGCACUUGGUUAAAAAUAAUAUAUCAUUUCUAUUUAGACUUUUUUUGGAAGUACAUACUGUGCGUAACGGUAGCAAGGACGAAAGUUGCUUACAAAUAACUUACAAAGGGCCAAGGACAAAGGGUAAUUCCAUGGUAACGGAAUUAUGCUGCGACUCCGAUUUUUCACUUUCAAAUGUAUGCCAAACAAAGACCAUUUAUUUCAAAGUUUAACAAACCAUACAACUCUAUGCAAAAUGGCUACUUUGAACAAUUUGCACAAAAAAAUAAGAUCAUUAAGGUAAAAUCUCCUUCAGUUUUGUUCUGUUACCAAACUUUGUAUCUGCAUAGUUCUUCCUGUAAAUGUGUUCUUGUAAAAUGUUCUGUGGAAAUUGUUAAAAGUAGUACUUGUGCAUAGAGUUGUAUGGUUUAGUAAAUGUUGAAAUCAAUGUUUUUUUUGUUUGGUAUACAUUUUAAAGGGAAAAAUAUAUGUCUCAGCGUAAUUCCGUUUCCAUGAAAUUGCCCCAAACAAACAGCCCAGUACAUCACUGGGCCCAAGCUCCCUGCCAUCCAGGACCUCUAUAUCAGGCGGUUGGAAAAGAAGGCCCGGAAAAUCAUUAAAGACUCCAGCCACCCAAGCCAUAGAGUGUUCUCUCUGCUUCCGCUCGGCAAGUGGUACCGGUGCAUCAAGUCUGACACCAACAGGAUCCUGAACAGCUUCUAUCCCCCAAGACAUAAGACUGCUAAAUAGCUAACAGAAUGGCUACACAGACUAUCUGAGUUGACCCUUGUAUUUUAUUUAUAUUUUUUCACUCUCUCUGCACACUCACAGGACUCUACACACUCACACACACUGACACUCCAACACACAUAACAUGCACACACAUUUAUACUGACUCUACACACAUGCACACACUCACAUGCAAUCUUAAUUUACGCUGCUGCUACUCUGUUUAUCAUACAGACUUAUGCCUAGUCACCUUACCCCUAUACAUAUCUACCUCUAUCACUCCAUUAUCCCUGCACAUUGUAAAUAUGGUACUGGAACUGACCCUGUAUAUAGCUUCUUACUUUCCUGUGAGUUUUUGUUCUACCUUAUGUUAUUUCUUUGUACUACAUUGAUAUGUAUCACUUCAGUGUUGGUUUUAGAGCUUGCAAGAAAGGCAUUUCACAUUUGAAACCAUAGAAUUACUAGAACGGUUGGGAAAGCCCCUUAGACCAUGGCAAUUUGACUUGAAUUACAUACGCUAUGGGAGAAACAUCACUCCUAUCUUUGCCCCUCUACACCUACAGGCAUGGAGGCUGAGAAGGAUGGCGUGACCGUCUUCAAGUUCCCACGCUGGCGCCUGAAGGGGAAAGGCAUCCCGGAGGUGGUGGAGGCCUACAAGGCCACAGGGGCCGAGCUCAACGUCAUGCCCUUCUGCUCCCAGUUCAUCCCCAUGGAGGUCAUCGACCACCCGGCCCACGGUUCCAUCAUCUACCACCCCUCCCUGCUUCCCCGACACAGGGGGGCCUCUGCCAUCAACUGGUGAGUGGAUGGCUGCUUGGACAAAUGGAUGGACAAACGGAUGAUUGGUUGGUUGGUGCGACAGUCACUAGUUGGUCGGUUGGUUGGUGUUUUCAUUAGUUGAUUUAUUGAUUUUGUCUCCACAGCAGGUAAAAUGUUUUUUUGUUUAUCUGAUUGAUGGGUUUGUUGGUUGACUGUUUGUUUGGUUGGUUGAUUUACACAUGGUUAAAACAUAAACCUGCUGAUUGGACAAAAGAGGUGAGAGGCUUGCAUGGUCAAACAAAGCGUCAAAGUUCUGAGUAGGAUGAGUGUGUUAGGCUUACUUUACCCUCCAUGGGUUUGACAACAGGACCUUGAUCCACGGGGACAAGAAAGGCGGGUUCACAGUGUUCUGGGCGGAUGACGGACUGGACACUGGACCAAUCCUGCUGCAGAGGGAGUGUGACGUGGAGCCUGAUGACACUGUCAACACCAUCUACAAGAGGUUCCUCUUCCCUGAGGGAGUGAAAGGCACAGUAAGUCAAAGAGAUACAACAAGGCCACACUUCAGUACUCUGAGGAAUGCAGUUUUCUCUGUCUGUCACAUAUGGCCAGCCAUAUCAACAAAUAUUGUUUGAAACAGUCUCAUGAAUGCAAAAAGAAAAUGCGGCAUAGUACAAAAACACAAGUGGAGGGUGAGACCCAUUCCAUACUGUUGGGAAUCUUUGAGCAUGUUAGUCAAGUUGACCUGGUUCACAGGUGGAUGCAGUGAGGCUGAUCGCAGCAGGGAAUGCCCCAAAGAUUGUCCAGCCAGAGGAGGGAGCCACCUAUGAGGGAAUUCAGAAGAAAGACAAUGCCAAGGUAGGCCAAGACCCAGACUAAAUUCUGUAAACACACUGCUCCAGCCAUCUUGCUUCUAACCACAAGAUCAGUGGACUGCUCAAGCACUCCUGUAACACUAUGUUUGAGAUUACAUAGGACCACAUAUUUCCUAUCGUUUUAUUCAGAUAUGCAUGUCUAUGUUGAUUUCAGGUAAUCAGUUAUUAUGAUUUGUGUUUUUCUGUAGAUUGACUGGAACCAGUCUGCACAGGCCCUACACAACUGGAUCAGAGGAAAUGACAAAGUGCCUGGUGCCUGGGCGGAGGUUGAUGGACAGGUAAGAAUAUAGUAGUCUACUGAGAGUAUUGUUUGUUGGUUCGGUAAUGCCACGGUCAGCCAGCCAGCCAAAAUAACAUGCUGAGAAGGAUUAUCACCACAGCAAGCAAGGUACUUGGAGUCAAACAGAUAGGCUUGAUGAGAUCUUCAAGGUCAGGGCCCUCAGCAAGGCUCACAAAAUCAUUUUAGACCCAAGCCACCCCCUGUACCUGGACUUUGAACUAAUCCCCUCUGGGUGCAGGUAUGGCACCUCCCUGCAGAAAAAACAGGACUAAACAAUAAUAACCAAAUGUGAUAUCCCUCCUAAAUAGCUUGGGCUAAUGUCCCUAUCCAUUCACUGAGACCACUAUCCAUUCACUGAGACCACUAUCCAUUCACUGAGACCACUAUCCAUUCACUGAGACCACUAUCCAUUCACUGAGACCACUAUCCAUUCACUGAGACCACUAUCCAUUCACUGAGACCACUAUCCAUUCACUGAGACCACUAUCCAUUCACUGAGACCACUAUCCAUUCACUGAGACCACUAUCCAUUCACUGAGACCACUAUCCAUUCACUGAGACCACUAUCCAUUCACUGAGACCACUAUCCAUUCACUGAGACCACUAUCCAUUCACUGAGACCACUAUCCAUUCACUGAGACCACUAUCCAUUCACUGAGACCACUAUCCAUUCACUGAGACCACUAUCCAUUCACUGAGACCACUAUCCAUUCACUGAGACCACUAUCCAUUCACUGAGACCACUAUCCAUUCACUGAGACCACUAUCCAUUCACUGAGACCACUAUCCAUUCACUGAGACCACUAUCCAUUCACUGAGACCACUAUCCAUUCACUGAGACCACUAUCCAUUCACUGAGACCAGCAGGCUGGGCUUCUUACAGUGGCUACUGUGUAUAAAUGUCAUUAAUGUGUAUUGUCCUUUUCUUAAACAGCAUUUUAAAGCGUGUACGUGAUACGGCAACACAUUUUCCCCAAGGGGACAAUAAAGUCAGUAAAGUACAUGCAGAGCCAGUGGCCUAGCUGUAACGAUCCCGGCCAGUCACAUAUACUGCUCCCCACCUGAGACCGGGGUUCAAAUCCCUGUGUCCACCCUUCCUGUUAAUAAUACAAUGUAAAUCAUGUUCUCCAGUUCAGUCACAUCGGUGCAGAUGAGAUAAAAUUAAAGGAGUCUAGACUAUUGAGCUCCACCCAAAGGCUGAUUCCACUGUGGUCUGUCCUCUAGAAAGUGACGUUCUACGGCUCCUCUCUGGUAGACAGCGGUGUGACUGCUAUUGGUCAGCCCCUGGAGAUCCCUGGUACCAGUCGACCUGGUCUGGUCACCAAGGCGGGCCUGGUGCUGUUUGGCAACGAUGGAAAAACG
Molecule: messenger RNA, 5257 nt
Organism: Coregonus sp. 'balchen'
Lineage: Eukaryota; Metazoa; Chordata; Actinopteri; Salmoniformes; Salmonidae
Source: the annotation of a GenBank genome assembly